CUUCCCCCCCCCCUCCCCGCCUGGAGCCGAUGGGCAAAAACUUUGAAAAAUAUUUGCAUCAGCCUAAUCUUAUUAUGAGAUUUUUCAAAAACGGUUAGCAUGCGCAUUUUUUUUAUCAUUUAAGUCGAAUUAAAAAUUUUUUGAGCGAUUAACUGAAUUUUCGGUUAAAAAUCAAAAAGUUUUGAAAAAUUUGGAUUGAAGCUUGAAUUUCUUAUGUUUUUGACGAUGGUUACAAGACAAGUUCAUUCAAGCUUCGUGGCCUUUGUUUGAGUUUACUCGCUCUUAUCAGAAGUUCCCAGGGGGAUUUGUGACGAUUUGUGAUAUCACUUCCCAAAUGCGAGCUCAUUGGUAGUAAAUAGUAUUGUUUGUAUCAUCGAUAUUUAUGAAUGGUGCAUCCCCGGGCAAGGAUGAUAAGAACUGUUUUGAUCGAUACAAUUCCAAGAAUUUGUGAUUCACAACAAAAGAAGUAUCUUUUAUGUAAUAAUAAUCGAACAUUUGUCAAAUUUAAGAGCUGAGAUAAGAUUAUGAACUAAUGAAUAUGGGCAAUGCUGGUGUAUAAAUAACCACACUUUUUCAAUGGAAUAUCAGUCGAAAAGUGUUGUCUAACCUGGAUGCUAUAAUGGUGACUUUUAAAUCACUUCUAGCAGUUCUAGGAUUGCUCCUGAUUGGAGUGCAUUCUGGAAAUGCAUCAACUGUUGAAGAUCAAAUGCGUGAUCUUCAGUUGAGAUUGGAGCAAAUGUUCGAAGAACAGGGUGCUCAAAUCAAGCAGCUGACGGUGGAGAUGAAUCAGCUUAGACAAACGGUCGAGCGUCUUUCCGGAAUUGUCCAAAAUGUGGAUCACUCGAUGAAGAUUGUGGAGAACAACCACGAUAUCGUGAUGAGAAACCUCACCCAUGUGACUGAUCAAUCUAAUGAAAUUAUGGUGAACCAACAGUUCUGCGCCAACCACGACCGUUUGCGAGACUUGUACUUUGAGCUUCUGCCAAGAUGUGAAGAUCCAACGGUGCCACCAGUUACGACCCAGCAACCUCCCACACCCCCCGUAGAUCCAAACGUAUACCAGUCCUGCGCUGCUGCUCCACCUAUCUCCGGAGUGUACAAUCUGGUACUCCGGGACAAUAUCGUGUUCCAAGGGUACUGCGAACAGAACCUGGUUGGUGGUGGCUGGCUGGUGUUCCAAACUCGAUUCGAUGGCUCGGUGGACUUUAACCGUAGCUGGACCGAAUACCGGGAUGGCUUUGGGGAUCCAUCCGGGGAGCACUGGCUUGGACUGAAAUAUCUGAAUCAGUUGACUACUUUAAAAUCAGUUCAUCUUUUAAUCGACAUGGAGGAUUAUGCUCUGAAUAAUGAGUAUGCAUACUAUUCUGGAUUUGUGGUUGGACCCGAGCAGAGCUACUACUCAAUCAAUUCGGUGGGGAAUCUUCAUGGAAAUGCCGGCGAUUCUUUUAGCGCCCUUUCCGGAGAAUCAUUUGCAACGUUUGAUUUUUCCGCUCCAAACAAUGAUUGGGCAGAGUGUGCCAAAACGUGGGCAAGUGGCUAUUGGUAUUUUGGAUGCUCUUCUCCUGCAGGACUGAAUAACUUGAACGGAAUCUACGGACUCGACCAUGGAGAACGAGGAAUUUGGUGGGGAUCUUUCGGAUCAGGGGGUAUAAGUUUUUCCCCGUUGAAAUACGUAAAGAUGAUGAUUCGUUACGACAAGGCUCCGGUAAAAUAAAAUUAUUGAUUUUCUAAAGCAUCAUUAAUAAACUAGAAGCAACAAUG
Molecule: messenger RNA, 1761 nt
Organism: Culex pipiens pallens (northern house mosquito)
Lineage: Eukaryota; Metazoa; Arthropoda; Insecta; Diptera; Culicidae
Product: angiopoietin-related protein 6-like
Exons: 4
Coding region: 620-1714 (364 amino acids)
Source: RefSeq, a predicted model, not a curated record